Molecule: messenger RNA, 1578 nt
Organism: Saccharomyces cerevisiae S288C
Lineage: Eukaryota; Fungi; Ascomycota; Saccharomycetes; Saccharomycetales; Saccharomycetaceae
Gene: YML096W
Product: putative asparagine synthase
Exons: 1
Coding region: 1-1578 (525 amino acids)
Cellular component (GO): cytoplasm
Source: RefSeq, marked reviewed
AUGUGCGGGAUUCUAUUGCAUUAUUGUCCAAACAAUAACUACCUGAAUGAUGAGUUAAUCGAAUUUCCAGAAGGAACUGAAUUUGGAGAUACAACAUGUACCAAUGAAUCGUCGAUUUUCAACAAAAUCAUUCCGUACAUAGCCGCAAGAGGUCCAAACUACUCCUCUCUUCGAGCUGUCAAAGCUUAUCGAAUAAGUUGGUUUUCUUCUGUUUUAUCUUUGAGGCAGCCUUUCACGAAACAGAGUAUUAACGUGGAUGACAGAUAUUUCCUACAAUUCAAUGGUGAGUUAUACAAUAAAGAGAUAUCGCAGGGUGAUAAUGAUAGUCUUUAUAUUGCUUCUAUGUUGCAGAAUUUGAAAGAGGGUAUGGGCGUUAUUGAUGUUAUAAAAUCACUGGAAGGCGAGUAUGCUUAUACUAUAUAUGACGUGAACUCAUCCAAACUCUAUUUCGGCAGAGAUCCAAUUGGCAGGCGAAGUUUGUCUUAUUCGGUCACUCCAGACAACGAAUUGUACGUCGCUAGUGUAACGGGGUCUGCUGGGUCCUUUCAAGAUUGUAUAGGUGGAGUUAUUUAUGAAUAUGAUACACGAACUAAGUUGUUAAAUUCCAAUCAGAGGUCACAUCUUCCAUACGAAGUGACAUCAGAGAUAGAUCUGAAUUUCACAUCAUUGUCAGAGGUGUCUAAAAAUUUAUAUGCUGUGCUACGUGAUUCUGUAAAAAAAAGGGUAGAGUCCAUACAUCCCAGGCAUAUUGAAAACUCUCCUAUUGCGGUACUAUUCUCAGGAGGAAUUGAUUGUUCAGUAAUAGUAGCGUUGAUCUGCGAGGUGUUGCAAGAAAAUGAUUAUAAAUGUGGAAAACCAGUUAUAGAGCUUCUAAAUGUAUCCUUCGAAAACCCCAGGACUGGUCUUUUUCCCAGUGAUACACCUGAUAGAAAACUGUCCAUUAACAGUGCAAAGACUUUACAAAACUUAUAUCCUAAUGUUGAUAUCAAACUGGUUGAAGUUGACGUUCCUUAUGAUGAGUAUUUAAAAUGGAAGCCAUUUGUUAUCAAUUUAAUGUAUCCUAAACAGACUGAAAUGGACUUGUCUAUAGCCAUUGCUUUUUUUUUUGCGUCGAGAGGUAGAGGUUUCUUAACUUCUCUGAAUGGGGAAAGAACGCCAUAUCAGCGCCAUGGGAUAGUGUUAUUCAGCGGACUGGGAGCAGACGAACUCUACGGUGGAUAUCACAAGUUUGCCAACAAACCACCCCAUGAACUUGUGGAGGAACUUACAAGGCAAAUAAACAACAUUUAUGAUCGCAACCUGAAUCGUGAUGAUAAAGUGAUAGCUCAUAAUGGCGUGGAGGUGAGAUACCCAUUUUUAGAUGAAUAUGUUAUAAAGUUAUCUACAGCAGAAAUUCCCAUUAAUUUCAAGGUUAACAAAUUAAUCCUUCGAAAAGUUGCCUCGCAGUAUUUGAAGUUGGAUGGAAUAUCAUCAGAACCAAAAAGGGCCAUUCAAUUCGGUGCUAAAAGCGCUAAAAUGACAAAGGAUGGUAAUAAGCAUGGAACAGAUUUAUUAAAAGAAAAUAGGAAUUGUUCAUAA